Trichogramma pretiosum is the source of this 2230-nucleotide messenger RNA. RefSeq lists its product as uncharacterized. The record is from RefSeq and is a predicted model, not a curated record. Lineage: Eukaryota; Metazoa; Arthropoda; Insecta; Hymenoptera; Trichogrammatidae. Bases 130 to 1479 code for a protein of 449 amino acids. The transcript has 3 exons.
GACUUUCUACUUCUCAGUUGCCCAUCGAGCAAUCAACAUCUCCAUACACCGAGGUGAUUUACCGCAGCUACGCGCAUCUAAUCGUAGUUUUUCGACUCAGUUACACAUAGAGACCGAUUAAAAACAAUCAUGGGAUCGAGUGCACGGGAAUUGGUGAGAAAAUUCAGGAAGAUGAGCAAUGAUCAAGCACUGAUGUAUUUCGACAAUUACUCAGACGCCGAUAUGGUAAAGGUGUUUGAACUUUUCACGGUAGGAGAACGUUUGGCAGUUGAGAAUGUUGCCAUCCGAUGGAAGGAACUGGCGCCAAUGGCCUGGUCUGGUACGACUACCGAAGAUUUGUGCGACUACUUCAAGAGCAAGAAGGACUUGACGAUGGACGACGUGAUACACGUCCUCGAACGAUGCGCCCAGUACCUGACUCACAUCUGCUUGAUGGGGUCCCAUCAUAAAAUCAAGCACGCGACGGACGUACGAAAGGGGGAGAGAUUGUUCAAACUAUUGACCGAGAGAGCCGAAAGCGUGCGAAAAAUACACUGGGAUUUCGAAGUUCCCGUCGAGCCGCUAAUGACGUUUUACGAGGCGAGGAUACAUCAAUUGCAGGAGCACGAUAACAAGGACUACUGUACCGUGAAAACCGAGAGAGUGAUGAGAUUACUGAAGAAGGCGCAAAACUUGAAAACUUUCAACUGGACCGUGGGCGUUCCCGAGCGAUGCCUCUUUUAUCGGACUAGAAGCAUACUCGAAGCAUUGCCGGAAGAUUUGACAACUUUGAACAUAAACUGCACGGAGGACGAUUUCUCGAUAGAAACCCUGUUCCGGCCUCUAGAGAGAUUCGACAAUCUCAGGUCAUUUACAUUCAAGGGUGGAAGGCUAUCAACGGACCGUACCGGGGACCUCCCUGCCCAAUUACCAGCGUCGGUGCAGCACGUCGAAAUCGACAGCUUUGGCGAGAAAGAAUUCAUCCGUUGCAUGCGCGACGUGGACUCGUUGCGUCACUUGUCGAUCACCGGUGGAAAGUUUCGCGCGGAGGAUUUGGUCAAACUGGUCGAACAGAAUCCAAACCUCGAGCACUUGGCAUUGCGCAACAUGGACUACUUAUGCGAGAAACAAUUCGCGAUUGUAGCCGGAUUGUCGAAUUUGACGUCUCUGCAUUUGCACAAAUUACUGAGGCUGGACGGACCUUCGUUCACGAGUUUAAAGAAACUCCAAGUAAUUCAUGUGAGCUAUUGUCGCAGGGUGUGGCUGGAGAGUCUGCUCGAGUUGGCCGACGUGGCGGAGGAUUUGCGCGAGAUUCAGAUCGCGGAUAAUCCGAUGCCCAAAACGGAGGAGCUGCGCGAAUGUUUAAACACCUUAGCCGUCGAUAGGGAAUGCACUAUUACGUUGGAGGUUUUGAAUCCCGACAAAAAAAAAAGAAAACAUUACUCCUUCCCUAAGGAUACACUUUUAAGUUGUCUUAAUCGAUCACGCAGGAGUAAUUGAAUUUCAUCACGUAGGAGUAAUUUUAGUAAUAAGAAGUUGACACUUUUUUUAUUGUUUAUUGACACGUUUUUAGUUUUCAAUUAAAAAAUUUUUUCUUUUAUCGCCAAUGACGAGCUUACUACGUUUUAUAGGAAUUCAAUGUCAAAUUCAAAUACAUAUCGGUUAUCGUCGAUACAACUAAUGUUUAAUUUUUUGUAAAUUGUAAAUUGUAAAUCUUUAUUACAUUUCAAUAAUUUUAUGGGCGAAAUAAUUUUGUAAAAAUUCGAUCGCCGGAAAAUGUUUUAGAUUAUUUUGAAGCAAUGUAAACUCGAUUUUUAUAGGUAUCAAGUAUUUAGAAUAUAUAUAAUAAAUUUUCUUGAUGACCCAUCCGAAAGUAAUAUUUUCGCCUUUGCGGCCAAAAUGAAAAUGUUAUUUUCUGUUAAGAGACUCAAGAAAAAAAGUAUACGCAACAUUUAAGGUAAAAAAUGCAUCAGAUCACAUGUUCAUCGACCGAGGCCUAGAUUGAUGAAUCUCAUGUGAUAGGAUACAGUCUUUUUUUAUCUACGAUGUUUCGUAAUUUACUAUAAUUAUAUAAUAUUCUAAAUUACUUGUAAUAUUAACUAAUAAUCUUCUUAUCGAUAAGAAAGUCAAUUAUCAACACAAAAUCUUUUGCAAUCAAGAUGUUAAACUUAAUUUUGUAAAAAAAAUCCACUGUAAAUAUAUAACUACACCUCUACACAGAGUUUCCUAUAAACAAUUAUAAUCCAUAACA